This is a messenger RNA of Mycena citricolor, 1884 nucleotides long. The record is from the annotation of a GenBank genome assembly. Lineage: Eukaryota; Fungi; Basidiomycota; Agaricomycetes; Agaricales; Mycenaceae.
AUGUCAAAUUUCAACGGUAUUACGGAAAUGAAAUCAUUUUUCAUCGGCAAGUACGAAAUCAAACUGCCCAUCGUACAAGGCGGUAUGGGCGUGGGCGUAUCGCUCAACGGAUUGGCUUCGGCCGUCGCGAACGAAGGGGGCGUCGGAGUCAUAUCGGCAGCCGGGCUGGGGCUGCUCUAUCCCGGCUAUAAAGGAAGCUAUUCCGAGAACCCGCGAAAGACUUACGGAGUGAUCGGGAUCAACAUCAUGGUCGCGCUCUCCAAUUUUCCCGACAUGGUACGCACGGCCGUCUCGGAAAAUGCGGACGUGAUCUUCGCAGGGGCCGGUCUUCCGCUCGAUCUGCCGGGUUAUCUGACCGAGGGGAGCCGGACGCAACUCGUUCCGAUCGUCUCUUCUUCCCGGGCGGCGCGGCUGAUUUGCGAAAAAUGGUCGGCCAAUUACGGGUAUCUCCCGGACGCGAUCGUCGUGGAAGGGCCGAAAGCCGGAGGGCACCUGGGUUUCAAAAAGGAGCAGAUCGAAGACGAGCACUACUCGCUGGAGCAUCUGAUCCCGGAAGUGGUCGAAGUGGCCCGGAGCUAUGCCGGCCGAAAAAACAUUCCGGUCAUCGCGGCGGGCGGAAUAGCGACCGGUGAAGACAUCGCGCGGUUUAUGGCGUUGGGGGCAUCGGCGGUACAGAUGGGCUCCAUCUUCGUUCCGACCGAAGAGUGCGACGCGUCGGUCGAAUUCAAAAAAGUGUAUCUGAACGCCCAUCGCGAAGACAUACGCAUCAUUCAGAGCCCGGUAGGGAUGCCGGACGCGCUUUCGACGGGGAGUUCAUCCGGAAUGUGGCCGAAGGGAAGGAGAAACCCCGCUCCUGCCCGUUCCAUUGCAUCAAAACGUGCGACUAUACCAAAAGAUGCUCGACAUGGAUUCAUCGCCGAUAUCAGGCGGCUGCUGAAAGUGCUGCCGGCGAAACGUCAAACGCUCUUUUUCUCGGCUACGAUGCCCAAGGAUAUCGUCGCGUUGUCGGGGUCUAUCCUGCACGAUCCGGUACGGGUGGAAGUGACUCCCGUUUCCUCGACGGUCGAUACGGUCGACCAAUGCGUCUAUUUCGUCGAGAAACCCGAGAAAAAAGGCCUGCUGAUAUCGGUGCUGAAAAAAGAGUCCGACCAAUCGGUACUGGUAUUUUCGCGGACGAAACACGGCGCGGACAACAUCUCGCGCACCCUGAAGAAAGCCGGCAUCCAGAGCGAAGCGAUCCACGGAAACAAAUCCCAAGGACAGCGACAACGGGCCCUGAGCGACUUCAAAUCGGGAAAAAUCAAAGUCAUGGUGGCCACCGACAUCGCUGCGCGGGGCAUCGACAUCCAUGAACUCAACCUGGUAAUCAACUACGAUCUGCCCGACGUAGCCGAAACCUACGUACACCGCAUCGGGCGCACCGGCCGCGCAGGACAUACGGAAGAGCCCUUACGUUUUACCAGCGACGAGCAGAGAAAACGAAAAGAAAAGCAGGCCAAACGCCUCGAAAAGCAGAAACGCAAGGAAGAACGCCAGGCGACCGGCACCAGUUCGUUCGACGACAUGAUCGCUUAUGUGGACGAGAACGGCAAUUUCACCGACGUACCGCCCGAAGAACGCAAGAAAGAAGCGGUCAAGCUGGAAGACAUCGUCAUUGCCGUUCCCAAAAAAGACGACUCCGAACCGGAGAUACAGAGAGGCCGGGUCGAGCAUUUCAACGAAGGGAAGGGAUACGGCUUUAUCAAGGAUCUCACGUCCGGCGAGAAGUAUUUCUUCCAUGUUUCGUCUGCGCCCGCGGGCAUCUCGGAAGGCAACACCGUUACUUUCGAGACGGAGCGGAGCGCACGGGGCAUGAAUGCGAUAAACAUCACAUUGACAAAAUAA